Messenger RNA from Chrysemys picta bellii (western painted turtle), 756 nucleotides. NCBI's taxonomy places the organism in Eukaryota, Metazoa, Chordata, Testudines, Emydidae. The record is from RefSeq and is a predicted model, not a curated record.
ACACACGGGCAUAUUGUGGCCAAGCCCAGUUUCCUGUGCGCCGCACAGGGCCUUUAUAAGACCCCUGCCCCCACACCCGCUCACGCAGAGACGCUGCAGCGCAGUUACCCGAAAGCAGAAGUCCGGGGCAUGGGGCCAGCCAUGGGGCUGCUGCUCCGUAGCCUCCUGCUAUUGGCUCCAGGGGGUCUGUGGCUCUCCUCCGGCCAUGUGCAGCUGGAGGGCUUGGUGGGUGAGUCCGUGUAUUUCCCCGCCCUGCGCCCCGUGGCCAGGGACAUCGUCCGCAUCCUGUGGUUUUCGGAAAGGCAGGGCACUCACAUCGCAGAGGCCAAACCCCAGGCCCAGGUGUUCAACGUCAAUUUCUUACCCAACUUCAGCCACCGGCUGGCCAUCCACGCCGGGAACCUCUCCCUGGAGAUCCGCGCUCUGCGGCUGGAGGACCAGGGGCCGUACCGCGCCGUUGUGGAUAUCGCCUCAGACCCUACCAAGCCCAGGGCGUUCUCCUAUGAGCUGUCAGUGCGAGAACGUGGGCAGGAAGGGGACAUUGGCAAAGGAGGAACCACGGACCCCCCAGGAGGCGGAGGACGGAGAACAUCGACGGGCCCCCCAGCAGGAGGACGGAGAACAUCGACGGGCCCCCCAGCAGGAGAACGGAGAACAUCGACGGGUCCCCCAGCAGGAGAACGGAGAACAUCGACGGGUCCCCCAGCAGGAGGACGGAGAACAUCGACGGGCCCCCAGGAGGCGGAGCGCCUGUGA